CAGAAGCAGAGCAGAGCGGCGCGCGCGCGAAGAAGCCACCGCCACCGCCAUGGCCGCCGCCGCCGCCGCCGCCGACGCCCCCUUCCUCGGCCCCGACUCCCCCGUCCACGGCACCUCCCAGACGGCCUACGUCUCGCCGCUCGCGCUUCUCAAGAUCCUCGUCCACGCGGCGCGGGACUCGCCCGUGGCGGCGAUGGGGGUGAUACUGGGCGAAGAGGUGGACGGCUUCUCGGUGCGCGUCGUCGACGCCUUCCCGCUGCCGCGCUGCGCCGGCGGCGGGGCCUUCACCCAGGCCAUCGACCCCCGCUACAUCGAGGGCAUGCUCGCCAUGCUCAACAAAACCGACAGGCUCGAAGGUGUUGUGGGGUGGUACCGCUCAAACCCUGGCUUCUAUGGCCGUCCCUCCAAUCAUGAUUCUGUUUUUCACAAGGCCUUUGAACAGCUGAACCCCAGAGCAAUACUUGUUGCUGUGGACCCUGUCAAGAGUGCGACGGGGAAUUUUACGAUGAAUGCAUUUCGAUCAGUGACCUCUUAUCAUGAAACUUCAUCCAAUGUUGGAGCACUGAAUCGAGAGUACUACAGCGUAGCGGAAGAUGAGAAACCGUUCUUCGAGUUGGACAUAUUUGCACAAGGAUUGGCCUCAGUGUUCUACUCGAUUCUGAUAAGCCAUCGGAAGAAUGACCUUGAGAUAAAUAUUUUGAAAAGCAUGGACAAGAUGGGAAGCAAAGGUUCGUCUAGUGAGGAUUGCAGGAGUCUGUGUCAGUUUCCUGUUAUGAGUGAAUCUGAGAAGAAGAAUGUUGAAGAAAUGCUGAUUGAUCUACUCACCAAGUACCAGAACGAGGAGGAAAUGCAAGAGAGUGAUGCACCUGAGAAUCCGCCUGACGCAGAAAAUCAUCUUGAAGAGCUUAAAAACCUGAUGAGUGCAUGCAUACUUCAGAUUUUUGGAAUGAUGUUGGCUUGGUCUUCCUUCUGAAUAAUCAAGGCAUCCAUACCAUAGCUCCUUCUGAUUGCUUGGUCGCUUUAACAGAAAGUUUACAGAAGUACAGUGAAAACUGACACAGAAUUAGGCAUUGUUCUACUGGUUUACACCUGAGUUCUACCAUGUACAUAGGAAUUCCCUGCUGUUCUCAGUUCUGAUAUGGUACAGUCUUAGCAAUGCAUAUGCUUCGUGUUUGUGAUAGACAAAAACACUCUUAUACUGUUCCAUACAUUCGCUUCCGGAAGAAGACUUGUUGUAAUUGUUGCAAAUUGCAGUUCUACUCUGAAAUUUUGUCA
Messenger RNA from Oryza sativa Japonica Group (Japanese rice), 1275 nucleotides. RefSeq names its product 26S proteasome non-ATPase regulatory subunit 14 homolog. Gene Ontology annotation, biological process: protein deubiquitination; proteasome-mediated ubiquitin-dependent protein catabolic process. Lineage: Eukaryota; Viridiplantae; Streptophyta; Magnoliopsida; Poales; Poaceae. Gene Ontology annotation, cellular component: proteasome regulatory particle, lid subcomplex. Gene Ontology annotation, molecular function: metallopeptidase activity; protein binding; proteasome binding. The record is from RefSeq and is a predicted model, not a curated record.